This is a messenger RNA of Diaporthe amygdali, 786 nucleotides long. RefSeq lists its product as uncharacterized. Lineage: Eukaryota; Fungi; Ascomycota; Sordariomycetes; Diaporthales; Diaporthaceae. The coding region runs from base 1 to 786 and encodes 261 amino acids. The transcript is spliced from 3 exons. The record is from RefSeq and is a predicted model, not a curated record.
AUGAGGCGACUCCUCUCGACGAUAUGCCUUGCCUUGACAGCGGCGAGGCAGUCUUGGGCUGUUGACUUUGCCGUCAACAGCCAGCCACUCGCACCGUCCACCCCGAACAAGAUCAUACCCGUGCUCGUCGGCGGGACGGCCCUGACCUUCACCCCGAACAGCAUCACCGCCAACCCGGGCGACGUGCUCCAGUUCCAGUUCGCAGCGCGGAACCACACCGUCACGCAGUCGCUGCCCUCGUCUCCAUGUCAGCCCGUGGAAGGACCCGGUGGUGCCGCCGGGGUGAACAGUGGCUUCAUCCCGUUUGACGGCGGCGCGAGCGGCAUGGUCGGCACUUUUAAUGUUCCCGUCAUGAAUACGCAGCCCAUGUUCUUGUACUGCGCGCAGGCGAUGCACUGCCAACAGGGCAUGGUCAUGACCGUAAAUGCCCAACCAGCAGACCUAAUCAACUACUUCAACGCCGCCGCAAGGGCACCAGCCAACAUCCCCGGGCGGACUAUCGCGGGCGGCAUCGCGGCCAACAUCCCGCUCGCGAACGCGGUCCUCCCCAAGGCGCCGACCGGGUCCAACACUACGGCGACCGCGACGGUAUUCACGACCGUCAUCGUGCCCCCGUCGGCUGCGCCGCCUGCCCUUGCUCCUCCUCCGCCGCCGCCGCCGCCGCCACCCGUGCCGCCACCACCUGCAGCUCCUCCUGCUCCCUCGCCCCCGCCGCCGGCGCAGCCGGCUCGUGGUGGUGACGGUGCUGACCCGGCGGCGACGACCAUGUUCGUCCUGCCGGCUUGA